This is a messenger RNA of Coregonus sp. 'balchen', 3452 nucleotides long. Lineage: Eukaryota; Metazoa; Chordata; Actinopteri; Salmoniformes; Salmonidae. The record is from the annotation of a GenBank genome assembly.
GUGCACACAUAGGAGGUCCCGUGAAAAAACGGGCCCGCCUAUGGAAAUCAAAUGCCCGUCCAACUGAUUCGUUCUGGCACCGGGUCUGCAUCGAACUUGAUUAUUUUGAUCACUUCCUUGCAUUUGGGGAGGCGGUUGUAACACAUACCAUUUUGGCUCAAUUAGAUCAAGAUGGAGAAUAGCGUACCUUAGUUUCUUCAGUGGGAGGAGCCGGAUGAACACAUGUUUCAAGGGAAAUGACGCAAACGCAUUAAAACAACAAUUUUAGCGCGCGCCAAUGAGCCGCACAAACCAGUUUCCCUCCAGAAAGAGAAGAGACAGCUUGUGUCGCACUUUGUGAAGCGAGAAAAGGACUCCUUUGUAACCAAGUAACUUUAGACUGCAACACUAAAGUUGACGGGAAAACGUCUCAGUAAAGGUUUUCUUAUUUCUACUUGAACCAAACACAGAAUCCACCAUGUUUGAGGCUCGCUUGGUACAGGGAUCCAUCCUGAAGAAAGUUUUGGAGGCUCUGAAGGACCUGAUCACGGAGGCCUGUUGGGACGUGAGCUCGUCGGGUAUCUCCCUCCAGAGUAUGGAUUCGUCCCACGUCUCCCUAGUCCAGCUCACCCUCCGCAGCGACGGGUUCGACUCUUACCGCUGCGACCGCAAUCUCGCCAUGGGAGUCAAUCUUAGCAGGUAAACAGAACUAAUUGAAUAUGACAGCAUAGUUGUGAAGUUUAGCCAGAGAACAAUAACUUGGCGUUAGUUUAGAAGGAAUAUAGUUUGUGAUAUUUUAUGAUUUUGUCUAAUUGGCUGAAUUUACAGCCAGUUAGCAAGGUAACUAGCGUUAGUUAGUCUGGCUUCUUGAGUUGGCGUCUUGAAGUUGUACUCUGCUGUCAUACAACUUUUUACUGUAAGGAGGACAUUUUAGACGUUACAUUUUUGUUACGGGUAAAUCGGCAUUUUGUCGUUAUACUACAAUAUGUAUGGUGCAAAGCCGCCUUUUGAAAAUUACGUGUGACGUAAUUUGAGCGCCAAAUCCACUGCCUUCUCUGGGUGAUGGUUGGCGGGAAUUUCUCGAACUCGCGAAGGUCAGCUGACGUCAGUCACUAUUGUGCUGAAAUUGUCUACUUGCUAAAUGGAUCAAAUGAUCACGCUUACCAACCAUAUAAAAAUACAUUAUACGUUCUCAUAAUGCAUCUGUGUAAUGUAUCCAACUUGUAGUAGAUCUUGACUUCGACAAUGGUGCUUCAUGCAGUGGCAUAAUGACCUACAUUUGAAUGACAAAACUACAUAGCCAAUGAAAAAGCGGAGAUAAAUUAUUCAAAUACACCAUUUAUUGAAAUGGCCUUCCACACAAAUAACAUCGAAUCUACUUUACAGGGCGUCAGAAAUUUAAGAAUAUAUGGUGUUUUUUGAGUGAAAUGAUGGCAUAUCAUCUUUCGGGACAGACCUGAUAAUGGUGACAACUUUUUAUACUGAUCACUCAAAAUAAGGAAUAGUGUUUUAAAACUUGUUCCUGUAACAGUAUGCCAGAUACUGACUGGCCUACCACCCACUUCCUCCUAGUAUGUCAAAGAUCCUGAAGUGUGCUGGGAAUGAGGACAUCAUCACUCUCAGAGCAGAGGACAACGCAGACACACUCGCCCUUGUCUUUGAGACACUCAGUGAGUACCUUUAUCCAUCAAUCCAUAUCAAUAGCUCUACUCUUAGUGUAGGGAUAUUUCAUUUCGAGCUAGAAUUGAUAUGUUCAGAGGUUCAUACCAGUAGUAGUAAAACUUGAACGGUCAGGAACCAUGAUAAUCCAAUGCUAUCAUUUAUGUAUGCUUGAUAAUGUAUUUAGAUGUUUAAUUAGAGAUGAGUGUUAAUCUGUCUCUCUCGCUCAGACCAGGAAAAGGUGUCCGACUAUGAGAUGAAGCUGAUGGAUCUUGAUGUAGAACAGUUGGGAAUCCCAGUAAGUGUUCUUCUCCCAACAUUCCAUUAAGUAAUAAUAGUCGUAGUGGCAGUAGCAUUUGUCACCGGAUCACACCACCCCAGUAGCCACAUUCUCCCAUGAUUCCCCCCCCAGGAGCAGGAGUACAGCUGUGUGGUGAAGAUGCCAUCAGGGGAGUUUGCCCGUAUCUGCCGUGACCUUUCUCAGAUUGGUGACGCCGUCAUGAUCUCUUGCGCCAAGGAUGGAGUUAAGUUUUCUGCCACGGGAGAGCUGGGCACCGGCAACGUCAAGUUGUCCCAGACCAGCAAUGUGGACAAGGAGGAGGAAGCUGUAAGUAUGGGUGGAGGGUGGUCUGUGUCCCAAAUGAGAACCCAUUACCUAUAUAAUGCACUAUAUUAUUUGGGACCAAUCUCCCAGAGUGAAACGUGGGAGGGAUGGGGCAGGAGAAACUGCACUUGAUGGACUGACAAUUCUGUUUGAAUUGCUCCAUCACCAGUUCCGUUAAGAUGGUUCUCUUGGACAGCAAAGAUUCACUAGUUUUGUUUGGGCUCACUGGAGGAUUUGCGUUUGAAUUCAAUCUCUUAUCUCCCCCUCCUUCCUUACUCUCAGGUGACUGUUGAGAUGAACGAACCAGUCCAGUUGAUCUUCGCACUUAACUACCUAAACUUCUUCACCAAAGCCACACCCCUCUCCAAAACCGUCAUCCUCAGCAUGUCUGCAGACAUCCCCCUCGGUAGGUACCCUGCCCCUAACGAGCCCAAUAAACACACAUCCUAGUACUGUGCGGUUUUGUUUCCUGAUGUCUGACUAAUCAAAUUUUACUAAUCUGAUCUUUGACAGUGGUGGAGUACAAGAUAGCUGACAUGGGCCACGUUAAGUACUACCUGGCACCCAAAAUUGAUGAGGAGGCUUCCUAAACCUCCCUGGUCCAAAGUCCAAUGGAAGAACAGAGGGGGUUGGUUCCUACUUCCUGUGGAUGGGGAGGAGGAACUUCCUGUUGUGAGGAAAAGUAAGGGAUGUCAUGGCUGACUGUUGAUUACCUCUGUAUCAUGGCAUCGCUGUUGGUUUUGGUUUUAUCUGUAUUCUACAUUUCUGCUGGUUGAUAGAUUGUCUAGCUCUUCCAGCGUCCAUGAGGGGGGUUAUGGUAAUAUGGGUCUAAAUACAAGUUGAUGUAUUUGGAUACAUUCAUUGAUAUCAGCAGUUUGAUUAAUGCAGUCUGAAUUGAGAUUGAUACUGGCUGGACAAUGGUAAAAGGGUUCUACUAAAGGAUCCCCCUGUCUUUUCUGUGACCAGGGUUCUUAUUCUAGCUCAGGAGUGUACUGUUCAGUUGUUAACCUGUGACCUAUCCAGCCCUCUGAGGAAGAUCAAGAUUUCUCCACAAUCCCUCUUUCCCUUUCUCACUCUCCCUCUCAUCUGUUUGGAAAACAAAUGCGCAUUUUGAUUUGUAGAUAUGUCUGUAAAUAUAUUUUGUGGUCAUGUUAACCACCCCAAUGUUGUAUUCAUGAACUCAAUUUCCCAAUAAAUAAUUUGAUUCUGA